CGGCGGCGGCGGCGGCGGCGGCGGCGGCGGCGGCGGCGGCGGCGGGCGCGGGGCCGCGGAGCUGAGAGGAGCUGCUGCGCGCACGGCGGUUAUAUUUCACACUAUGUGCUGACUGUAUCUACAGAAGAUAUUUAAAAAAAAAAAAAAAGAUAAACUUUUUUCCAAGAUUUUGAUUCCAGUGGAAUCUUUGCUUUAGCUUGUGUGUGUGCGUGUGCGUGUGCGUGUGCGUGUGUGUGUGUGUGUGUGUGUGUGUGUGUGUGUGUCAGUGAACCCGAGACUCCAGACGCGAUGCCGGUGCAAGCCCCGCAAUGGACGGAUUUCCUCUCCUGCCCCAUCUGCACUCAGACUUUCGACGAGACAAUCCGGAAGCCCAUCAGUCUGGGCUGUGGCCACACUGUGUGCAAAAUGUGCCUGAAUAAACUGCACCGCAAGGCGUGUCCGUUUGACCAGACCACUAUCAACACUGACAUUGAGUUCCUCCCCGUGAACUCGGCGCUGCUGCAGCUCGUGGGGGCUCAGGUCCCCGAGCAGCCGCCCAUCACUUUGUGUAGUGGGGUUGAAGACACGAAGCAUUACGAGGAGGGCAGGAAAUGUGUGGAAGAAUUAGCCUUGUACCUGAAGCCCCUCAGCAGCGCCAGAGGAGUGGGUCUGAAUAGCACCACCCAGAGCGUCCUGAGUCGGCCCAUGCAGAGGAAGCUGGUGACGCUGGUUCAUUGCCAGCUCGUGGAAGAGGAGGGCAGGAUCCGGGCCAUGCGGGCCGCACGGUCCCUAGGGGAACGGACCGUCACGGAGCUCAUCCUGCAGCACCAGAACCCCCAGCAGCUCUCCUCCAACCUCUGGGCAGCGGUCAGGGCCAGGGGCUGCCAGUUCCUCGGGCCAGCAAUGCAGGAGGAAGCGUUAAAGCUGGUUCUGCUGGCCCUUGAGGAUGGCUCUGCUUUGUCAAGGAAAGUUUUGGUUCUCUUUGUGGUGCAAAGGUUGGAACCCCGGUUUCCUCAGGCCUCUAAGACCAGCAUUGGGCACGUUGUCCAGCUCCUCUACAGAGCCUCGUGCUUCAAGGUCACCAAGCGUGACGAAGACUCGUCUCUGAUGCAGCUGAAGGAAGAGUUCCGGACUUACGAGGCGCUGAGGCGAGAGCACGACUCCCAGAUCGUGCAGAUCGCCAUGGAGGCGGGCUUGCGCAUCGCCCCGGACCAGUGGUCCUCCCUGCUGUACGGGGACCAGUCGCACAAGUCCCACAUGCAGUCCAUCAUCGACAAGUUGCAGACCCCGGCCUCCUUCGCACAGAGCGUUCAGGAACUGACCAUUGCGCUCCAGCGAACCGGAGACCCGGCCAACUUGAAUCGACUGAGACCCCACUUGGAGCUUUUAGCCAACAUCGACCCGAGUCCGGACGCUCCUCCUCCGUCCUGGGAGCAGCUGGAGAACGGGCUGGUGGCUGUGCGCACGGUGGUCCACGGGCUGGUGGACUACAUCCAGAACCACAGCAAGAAGGGCGCAGACCAGCAGCAGCCUCCACAGCACAGCAAGUAUAAGACGUACAUGUGCCGUGACAUGAAGCAGAGAGGAGGGUGCCCCCGUGGGGCCAGCUGCACCUUUGCGCACUCUCAGGAGGAGCUGGAGAAGUUCCGGAAGAUGAACAAGCGGCUGGUGCCCCGGAGGCCCCUGAGUGCCUCCCUGGGGCAGCUGAACGAGGUGGGCCUGCCCGCUGCCGCGCUUCUCCCCGAGGAGAGCGCUGUGGACCUGCCGGGCAGGAAGACCCCUGCGCUGCCCAACGGGAUCGUGGCGGCGGGCACGACGGUCGCGAAGCUGAUCCCGCGGGGGACGGAGCCUGGCUACGAAGCCGGCCUGAAGCCGGGGAAGAUGGACCACCUGAGCAGCAGCGCGCCCGGCUCCCCGCCCGACCUUCUCGACGCUGCUCCGAAGAGCAUUUCUGCCCUCCCUGUGAACCCGCACCCGGUACCUCCGAGGGGGCCCGCAGACCUGCCCUCUUUGCCCGUCACCAAACCGCCCCAGAUGGUGUCUCGAGGGUCUCCGCUCUACCCGGCACAGCAGGCGGACGUGUAUUACCCGGAUCCCCGAGGGACGGCUGCGCCCCCGUUUGAGCCAGCACCUUACCAGCCAGGCAUGUACUACCCGCCGCCGCCACCCUGCGUGUCCCGCUUCAUGCGGCCGCCCCCCGCCGCCGCCGAGCCCGUGCCCCCCUACCUGGACCACUACCCGCCCUACCUGCCGGAGCGCGUGGUGAGCUCGCAGUACGGCGCACAGCCGCAGCAGUACCCGCCCAUGUACCCCCCGCACUAUGACGGCCGCCGGCUCUACCCACCCCCGUCGUACGGGCGAGAGGAGGUGUUCCGGGAAAGCCCCGUGCCCCUGGACCUCCCGCCGGCCGCCGUCCCGCCCUACGUGCCGGAGCCCCGGGAGCGCUACCCGCAGAUGGACGCCUACUACCCCGUGUCCGCGCACCCCGCGCAGCUCCGGCCCUACGUGCGGGAGUCUCCGUACAGCCGGUUUCCGCCGCCGCCCCAGCCUCACCCCAGCCUGGAUGAGCUGCAUCGCCGCCGGAAGGAGAUCAUGGCGCAGCUGGAGGAGCGGAAGGUCAUCUCCCCGCCGCCCUUCGCGCCCUCGCCCACGCUGCCGCCCGCCUUCCAUCCGGAGGAGUUCCUGGAUGAAAACCUGAAGGUGGCCGGGAAGUACAAAGGGAACGACUACAGCCAGUACUCCCCCUGGUCCUGUGACACCAUUGGCUCCUACAUCGGCACCAAGGACGCAAAGCCCAAAGACUCGGUGGCCUCUGGGGGUGUGGAAAUGAUGAACGUGGAGAGCAAAGGCGUGAGAGACCCGAGGCUGGAUCUGCAGCGGAGAGCCGCGGAAGCCAGCGACGACGACCUCAUUCCCUUCGGGGACCGGCCCACUGUCUCACGCUUCGGCGCCAUUUCCCGGACGUCCAAAACGCUCUACCAAGGAGCUCCCCCGAAGUCGCUGAACCUGCCAGAUUACAGCCCGUACGGAGCCCACGGAGGCUGGGGGCCGUCCCCGUACGCCCCGCACCAGAGCAUGCCUUCUCAGGGACACUUCAGCGAGAGGGAGAGGAUUCCCAUGUCGGAAGUGGCCGGUCACGGGAAACCCCUGCCGUCCGCAGAGAGGGAGCGACUCCGCCUGGAACUGCAACAGCUCAACCACCAGAUCAGUCAGCAGACCCAGCUCCGUGGACUGGAGAGGGACGCGAGUGCCCUGGCCAGCCAGCCACCGCCCAAGUGGCCCGCGAUGGUCUCCAGCGAGCAGCUGAGCCUGGAACUGCACCAGGUGGAGAGGGAGAUUGGGAAGCGGACUCGGGAACUGAGUAUGGAGAACCAGUGUUCUCUGGACAUGAAGAGCAAACUGAAUACGAAUAAGCAGGCGGAAAACGGACAGCCAGAAUCACAAAAUAAAGUUCCGGCCGAGGACCUGCCAUUGGCCUUCAGUGAUGUGCCGAAUGGAUCAGCCUUGACACAGGAGACCGUCGGCCUCCUGGCGAGCAAGACCAGCUCUCUGUCCCUGUCCGAGGACCCCGAGGGAGGCGGGGACGGUGGGGACGCCCAGAGACCGGGGGCCACGCCCGGUUCUGCUCCCUGAAGGCUGAGGAGGCCCGUCCCCCGCGCUUCUCACCAGCUGGGGAGCCCCAGGGGGACGAGAACGGGAAACUUUUCCGCUUUUUUCUCCGAGAGGCCAGAGAAAUACAGGAAAAGCCCGAGGCGGCGAUGUGCACGGACGCCACGAGGAACUCAGCCCCUGCACAUACUUCACACUAAUGCAUUUUUUAAUUUAAAGAAAAAAAGAAAAUUAGCAGUAUCUGCAAGCAAUUCAGAUUAAAUUUGUUUUUGUUCUGUGAAUGAACUUUAUUUUAAUAACUUUGGACGCCUUGGAUCCAGGGCUUUAAAAAAAGAAGAAGAUAUUAUAUAUACACUCUGUUUGAUUAAUUGUAUGAUCUUAAUGAAGUAGGUUCUUCCUGUAUUUCGGUAUUAUUACAUACCCAGUGUAUAUUCCGUCCCCCCCGUCCUGUCUGACUCUCUCAGUCCUAUAGACAAAAACAGAUGCAACAGCACUGGCUUUCCAGAGCAUUCUUUGGUGCUUAAGGACCAAGGACAGCUAUAGACCGACCUUUAGGUGUGCAGCAUCCCCUUUUUCUAGGUCACUAGCCUCAUGAGUUUGUCUUCCUGUGACCCUAAAAUGGAAUAUUUUCAACUUUUUGGAGCGAUGAUUACCAGGUGAUUUGUGAAAGCUCCUGUUUCCCCGAUGUGCAUCCUUUCUGGCCUCUUCGCGUAAGCAGAAAGCCGGGCGGAUACUUAGAGAUUAUUUUUAGCUAAAUGGAGAUGGAUUUUGAAGCAUAAGUUGAUUUGUUAGCACUGAAAAUCCAUGAUCGGUGUAUCACCCAUUCUGAACCCGAUGGUUGGAAAUUUUUGGAACUCUGAUUUUCCAAAGGAAACUUUAGCAAAAAAAACAUAGAAUAUCCAGACCCAGAGAAAUCAACUAUUUCCAAACAGAGGCUUUGGUUGGAAUUUAAAAUGAACAAAGCCAGGCGAUCUCAUUGAGGGUUUUUAUUUUGUUCUCAACGCCCUAAUGAAAAUUUCUCUCUGUUGGACCCAUUUGGGUUUUAGAGAUUCAUUAAAUCUAAAACUCCCUGGAUCAAGAAAGAAAAAAAACUAAUUUCUAAAUUGAUCGCUUGUUGCUGUUCAAAAUCAUUAGUCCAGGUCAUAUAAGUACCUAGGAAUCCAUUUUCAUCCGCCUGUCUUCACACUGUUGAAAACUUGCUUCCCGAUAGUGUCAGAAUGGGAGAGUCGCUCUGUCAUUUGGUUCUGCUGCACAAAUCCUGAAGUCACGGGUCUCUACAGACGAGAAAAGAGACGUCGUGGGGAUUGUGUGAUCAGUCAGCGUUCCCGUCCCUUCUCCUGCCCGUUUUUCUCUUCUCAGUUCCCCUUUCUGGAUUAUACUACUAAAACAGAAAGCACUGGUUAUGUAAUAAGUUACUGCAUUGCUUUGGUUGGGUAAAGCAAGAGUUUUGUGUUCUUUCUCGUUUCUGAUUUUCUUAACCCUUUAACUCCUGCUGAGGUCGGGAUCGCCUCGGUCUCAGCGCUGUGUCCAUCAUACUGUUAAUGGAAAAACAAAUGGGGGGGUGGGGCGGGGGGGUGGGGGGACAGUCCUGGCAUUGCCUACCAGUAGGAGAGUCCAAACAGAACACUCUUUUGAGUAGCAAUUAUUUAAUUUGCCCAGUCCAGGCUCCGUGUUUAUAUACUAUUUCACAUUGAAUUUGAUUAUGCCCACUACAGACCUAGCUGGUCAAGGAUUUGAUAUACACAUAUUGGCUUGGGAUUCGAGCUUUCUUUUUUAUUUAAAUAAAAAUUUAUAUAUAUAUUAUAUAUAUAUACAGAUAUACAUAGCUAUAUCUGUAUAUAUAUUAGUAUGCUUUAAGGAUUUUUUCGCAUGAGCGCAGCUGUUGCGAUAAAAUGAUGGAUUGGGAGACACUGAAUGGCAAUGAGGCUUUUUUUUCUUUUUUUCAGUUGAUACCCACAUUUUUUUCCUCCCCGAUUCACUUGCUUUCUGCUUUUAUUUUCAUUUUAUUUAUUUUUAUUUAUUUUAUUUUUUUUUUUUUGGCUUGAGACCCCUUUAUGUUUAUUCUUUUAAGUGCUUAUUGUGUUUUGGGAGAAGGACAGAGACUUGCCUAUGUCUCAUGGAGUUUCAGUGUUUUAUUUCUCUCCAUAACUGUGAAAGGCGAUAUUCUUCUGGAGGCAGAGUUGGGCAGUUCUCCUUUGAAAAUGUUAGAUAACUCCUAAAUCUUAGACACCGUGUGUUCCAUUUCUGCUUCAAGAUUUCUUGGGCAUCGGGAGGAAGCUGAUGAGUAUUUUAAGUCCAAAAUAAAAGUAAACUCCCAUGUCGCAUCUCUUGAAAGCCUUGAUAACUCAGGUUGUUUCCCUCACUUUCUCGAAAUGCACAUCUCACUCUUUGGGCAGAAACAGGGGUUCCUUGAUGCGGCACCCCAUUGUCCGUGAAAACUCAAAAAAGCACUGUUCCGAUUUAGUGACUUUUUUUUUUUUCACUCUGAAAAAUUGCUAUUUCCAUUUGUGGGGAGAAUAACUCUUCAGGGGUCGCCUUCAUUCUAGCAGGGCCUUGGGGGCAGCUGCCAUCUUGCCUGCGAGGCUAAACUCCUAACACCAGCCGUGUUAGGAGUCAGCACAACUUCCCAACUUCCCACGUUUUCUCUUUUUUUGUAGGGUAAGUUCGAGGGCUUUCCUCUUCCGGUUCCUCUGUCAUGGACCUCAGGAGGCGGUGGCCCUCUUAAGGGAGCAAGAAAUACUGUUUUCUUUCUCUCUCCUUCUUGGAAUAGUCCUUGCUUCUAAAAAUAACGCUUUGCUUUUCACGGAAUUCAAAAGCAGGACUUAACCCAGUCUCAAAUGAGCAUAAUCAGCAAACUGGGAUUUUAUGCUGGCUCAGUGAGGGCCUAGUGGAGAAUGAAGCGUCAGGAUAGCGAGAUUCUGGCUUCGGAGGUGUUUUGCCUCCAUUUGAGAUGGCCACAUCAAAGAAGUAAAGUGGAUCCUCUGUUUGGAUUUCCUUUUUUAUUUAAUAGUAUUUUUAUUUUUUAUUGAAACAUCAUAUCUACAGAGAUAUUCCAGCUCAUUUAAGGGGAGCCAGACAUCCACUCCUGCUAUUUGUCUAACGAAUCAAAAAAAUAUUCAGUACAGGGGCUGGAGCGAUAGCACAGCGGGGAGGGUGUUGGCCUUGCAUGCGGCCGACCCAGAUUCGAUCCCCAGCACAUCCCAUAGGCUCCUCUGAGCACUGCCAGGGGUGAUUCCUGAGUGCAGAGCCAAGAGGAACCCCUGUGCAUUGCCGGGUGUGACCCAAAAAAAAAAUUCAAUACAGCAUAGGGUUCCAGCGCUAUUAUUCAGAUGUGACGCUGUAUCUAAUCCCGGCUACUCAGGAUGGGUAAGAAAUUAUCUGCUCCAGCAUUAGCACGGAUGGCCCUUCCUUCUCCCAUCUCACUUCCGUUCGCUCCUCGCUUUCCAUGUAUUUAUUUAUUUUAUUUUUACUUUUUUGGCCUUAAAGACAUGAAAUGGGUGUGACUCAUUUGCCACCGUAACGUGUGGAACUCCGUGCAGCUUUCGCACAGGCCUUCAGAGGUAGAGCUCACAAAACUUCUUUCCCCCCCCUUCUUCUUCUGUCUCACAAAUUCCCCUGGACUUAACCCCCACUGCACUCCCAAUCUGCGUCAGUCGGCUGCCUCGAAACAAAGCAUUCAAAUGAAUUCGCUUAGCCAAUAACUUCUAUGAAGUUGCCUUUAUGGUGUUAUUACUCAGUGAUGCCCAGAUGUGGUAUUUGCCCUACUGGUAGGCAAAGGUCUGGUUCAAAUUGGUAACCUGCUGUUUUCUUGGGAAAGAGCCAAAGGCUUGACUCUGUUUUGAUUUGGGGAGGGGCGGGGAGGGGGGGGCGGGAAAUCGGAGCCAUUUUGAUUGUUUGCAACCUUUUUUCGUAUUUUGUGAGUUAAUGUACUGUGUAGAUAGGCGUAUCCUCAAGUUAACUGUUCCAAGUUAGCUGGCCUUAUCAAAUGUAAAAGUAAUGAAAAUUCCUUAUUUUCUCUACACUAGUGAAUGUCAUCUUUUUACUGUAUUCUGUAUAAACAGUCACUUGACCCUCCCCUUUGAGACAUAUUGUGGAUGGGGGGGGUAUUAUUAUUAUUAUUAUUAUUUUUCUGGUUGUUGUUUUGUUUUAACUAAAGGAUGAUCUGUUGUCACUCCUGUCAAGUUUUGGGGCUGAGUAAAAGAAUUCAUGAGCGGGCGACUGGUGAGAAAUAACUACUAGUCAUUAUAUUAGGUUAUAUUCAGAACUGGGAAAAUCUGAUUUUUUUUUUCACAAAAGAGUAUUUUAGUUGCUGUUAUAUGCAUGUGGUGGUGGAUGGAGGUCUAACCAUCUUUUUUUCACUUUUUUUUGCUCAUUUGAAAGCACUGCAUCAAAAUUUCCUAUUAAAAAAGUUUUCUAUAUUAAAUAUAUUGUAAACAGUGCCAUAUGAUUUAUAACUUCGUGAAAAAGAAAGUUCCAGUUACCUUUGAGGAGAGAUGAAUAACCCACCAGGAAAUGAACUGCAAUGUUUAUUUAGAUGUGUACCCUAAACUGUGUUUAACUAAGGUGAUACAUUGCUAAGAAUCGUUUUCCUGAAAAGUGAACUGCAAUGUUUAUUUAGAUUUGUACCCUAAAAGAGUUUGACCAUUUGGGGGGGGGGGGUGGGGGUGUGUGUGUGUGUGUGUGUGUGUGUGUGUGUGUGUGUGUGUGUGUGUGUGUGUGUGUGUGUGUGUGUGUGUGUGUGUGUGUGUGUGUGUGUGUGUGUGUGUGUGUGUGUGUGUGUGUUUAACUUAGGUGAUACAUUGCUAAGAAUGAAUCUCUUCCCUGAAAAAUGCCUUUUUUUUUUGUUUUACUUCUCUGAACCUCUUGGAGGGAGAAAACCUUUUUUGUCAAAAGUUACUAUUGAUUGUAGGAAGAAACAGCUUAAGAUUUUGUUCAGGCUUGUUUUUCUUGACUAGCGAAGGUGUUUCCACACAUUAUUGAUUCGAAUUGCUACCUAAUUGGCUAUGAUGUUAAUAAAGAAUGGGAAACCAUCACCAUCAUCAAUGCCUUCCAGUAGGUACAUUUCCAAUACUGCACUGAACAAAAAAAUGGCAAAGAGCCCCCAAAAUCCUGUUAGUUGAAGGGGCUUGACUCUGAAAAAAUGCUUGUUUCCAGAGUCUGUUUUCAGCCAAACACUGUAUUUCCUCAAAGCUGUAUCUCUCAGCUAAAAGAGGAAUACUGUCUAUUUUCUAAAACAAAGCAAAACAGAAAAAGGCAGAGUAGCCCAAAGGAGAAACUUCAGCCUCCCGACCACAAUAUGACAUCCAAAAAUGUGUGUUUUGUCACAUAGAAUCCUGUGGCCUUGUUACCCUAACGUUUAUUCUGAGCUGGUUCAGCUUCUGUUACGGUCACACUCUUUCUGACUGUUUUCUUCGGGUUUUGGUUCACAAGUAGACGAAGCUCAUGAGUCUUUGGUUUUCAUCCUGCACUCGGUCCUCCUGUAACUGGGGGCCUCUGACCCCACCCCAACUGGGGUGCGAAAGCAUCUAAAACAGAUGGAGACAAAUUAGUGGGUGGCUUAUAUGUUGACUGGGUUUGCCCCACCCAUAUUUUCUUCAGUGGCUGAUCAUCAGUGUCAUCUCUCCGCCGAUUAUGAAUCCACCUGAGAUGCUUAGGGAAAUCAGCAUUUUGAGCCUUUGCUCAUCAGUUUUUGCAUCUUCUGUUCAACUAAAACAUACUCCCGUGCAUGGCUUCCUUCCCUGGAUGGCGUCUUGACCACUGACAACAUUAUCCUCUCCCCUUUUCCCGCCUUCUAGUAAUGAAAAGGAUUUGGAAAACUUUUUUCAUUUUUCAUUUCAUUUUUUAUCCCUUGACUCAUGGUCCCCGCGAUCUUACAGUGAAUCUUUUUUGGAAGAAAAGUCAGUCAACUUUUCACCCACUCUUAAAUAUUUUCCUUCCACCCACUUAAACAUUUUCCAGUUGUGAGAUUCCUCUUGGCCUGUGGUCAUCCUGACCCCAUCCCCCUCAUUCCUGGCUCCCCUUUUUCCUGGCAAUGAACAGUUUGCUCCUUAGAGUUCACACCAGUCUCCUGAGACCUUCUGCCGCCUUUGGGGGUGGGUUUUAUUUUGUUUUCUUUAUGUAUUUUUUUUUUUUUAAGAAUUUAACAUGAAUGCAUUUUUGCUUGGGACAGCUUUUGUAGUCUGACAAUUGUAUUGAUGGUAUGUGAUUGUGCCCUGUGGACGUGUAGUUAACAAAAAUAAUCUUGGUUCAUAAAGGAGCCCGUGAGAUUUGAGUCAUGAAACUGCUUCAUUGGCAGUUCGGAAGAGAACAAUGCAUGUCUCUUGUUUUGCGCUUACAUGCGUUCCUGUUAUUUCCUUAUUUCAACUCCCGUUUCUUGCCUGCCUUCACCAAUCUAUUCAGAAGUAAAAAUAAUGAGCCUUCCAGUGAUAGCUUGCUUUUAAAAUUGCUCAUGUUUAGGAAAUUGUAUUUCGAAUUGUCUAAAAACUUUCAAAAAUAUUGACAGUAAACUUGGAAGUGGGUUGGAAUUCCCCAAGCUGUGAAUAAUUCCUUAGCAUCUGGCUAAGUAAAGUCUUAUUGGAAGACUCAGCCUCUUGAUGGUUGGGAAUAAGAGAAAAAAAAAUUUAAAAACAACCCUUUGAGAUGGACCGUUCUUUCCUUAGCUGACCCGGGUUCUAUCCCCAGGGUCCCUGCUGGUCCCUUGAGCACCACCAGGAGUAAUUCCUGAGUGGCCUUAAGAACAAACAAGCAAACGUAAAAACACCUGCUUCUCGAUUAAAAAGGGGGGUGAAAAAUCUGUUCCUGUUUGUAAAUCUUGACAGAAGUGAGGCUGGGAAAAAUACUUAAUAGUAGGAAGAGUUUAGGGCCACAAAAGUCUGAAUCUGUGAAUGAGCUCGUAUUUCACUAAUUCCAGGUUGGUUUGGGUUUCUUGAGAAGAUUCAGGCCAUCAUUUCCAACCUCGUAUUAUUUGUGUGUAUGUUGUUUAUAUCAAAGAUGCCACAUUUGAUUCACAUGUGAUUUCCUUUUAUUAUCUUGGAAACUGACUCUGCCUUGUGUUGUUCCUCAUUACUUAUGUAAAGCUCCCAAGAGUUGCAGAUAAAGGGAUUAUUUAACAGGAAGGAGGUGAUUCACCUUUCGGUUUGUAAAUAAAGUGUCUACAAGGUC
Molecule: messenger RNA, 10749 nt
Organism: Sorex araneus (European shrew)
Lineage: Eukaryota; Metazoa; Chordata; Mammalia; Eulipotyphla; Soricidae
Gene: RC3H1
Product: ring finger and CCCH-type domains 1
Exons: 20
Coding region: 289-3612 (1107 amino acids)
Molecular function (GO): metal ion binding
Source: RefSeq, a predicted model, not a curated record